UUUGUACUCACCCAUGAAGUGAAGAUAGCGGACUGGAGUCUGCAAAGGAUAAGCGGCUCGGCCCCACCAUUCGAACGGCAUGAGUGCGGCCCAAUCGAUGCCGUUGCACUCCCUCCUUCACAUGACUCGUAGAGAAAUAUAGCAAUGUCCCUGCCUGGAGCUCCAAAAGGAUAAGAAAAAAAACAAAGAAAAAAAACCCACCGCGGAGAAAUCGAGAUUCGAACACUGUAUCUGUAUGAGUGACCAGUGUAGCAGGUGAGCGUUGCAACGUGAUGCCAAGAUGCUGCUAUCUCUGGGAAUGCUGAUGCUGUCGGCCACGCAGAUCUACACCAUCUUCACCAUUCAGCUCUUUGCUUUCCUCAACCUGCUGCCUGUGGAAGCCAACAUUGCAGCUUACUCAUUUGACAACAAAACUAAGAAUUUUGAUGACCUCCCUUCACGGUUUGGGUACCGACUACCAAGUGAUGGAUUGAAGGGUUUCCUGAUCGGGGCACGACCAGCGAAUGCAUGCGAGCCCAUUGAGCCCCCCCCAAGGGACAACCUGACGGGUGCCUUCAUUGUCCUUAUCAAACGCUUUGACUGCAACUUUGAUGUUAAGGUCCUCAAUGCACAGAAAGCUGGGUACAAGGCAGCCAUUGUUCAUAAUGUGGACUCUGAAAACUUGAUCAGCAUGGGCUCCAAUGAUCUGGACGUGAUGAAGCAGAUUGAUAUUCCUUCUGUGUUUGUAAGCGAAGAUACAGCCACCUCUCUGAAAGACGACUACCUGUUUGACAAAGGGGGCCAUGUGAUCCUCAUGCCAGACUUCAGCCUGCCAUUAGAGUACUACUUGAUCCCAUUCCUCAUUAUAGUUGGAAUCUGCCUCAUCCUUAUUGUUGUCUUCAUGAUCACAAAGUUUGUCCAAGAUCGACACAGGGCUCGGAGGAGCCGCCUGCGCAAAGAUCAGUUAAAGAAACUUCCGAUACACAAGUUUAAAAAAGGGUACGCACCGGAACUCAGCAUUUUGGCACGGAAAGUAACCUCACACGGCACUGGAGACAUCUACGAUGUUUGUGCCAUCUGUCUGGACGAGUACGAAGAAGCAGACAAACUCCGGGUCCUACCAUGUUCUCAUGCCUACCACAGCAAGUGCGUGGACCCCUGGCUGACCAAAACCAAGAAAACGUGUCCGGUGUGCAAGCAAAAGGUGGUCCCCUCGCAGGACGACUCCGACUCAGAGGAGAGCGGCGCCGAAGAGAACGACGAGGCGUCCGAAAGCACCCCGCUGCUGCGCUCGCUGGCCUCCACCAGCGCCCACUCCUUCGGCACCAUGUCGGCGGCAUCUCGCUCCGACCGCGGCCAGGAGUCUUCCUCUUCUGAGUACGAGGACGACGAGCUGGACGAAAGCAGCAACAGCGAGGAGGAGGUCAAUGUGGAGACCGUGGUGGUCCAGAUGCAGCGGUCGAGCCCUGAAGGCCACGAUCACGACCUACUUCAAGCUUGACUCUUUGUUGGGAACCCCUCAAAAGAUGCUGCUUACUUUAAUAUCCUCUCCCUGCAUAUUCAGAUGUACAUUUGAUUGCAAGCUAGCGAAUGAAGUGUUGAAGGAACCUGUGCUAGGACUACACAUACCAACUGUAUUGGAGUCGCUAAUAUAAGACACUCCUGAAAAACGAAGACAAUGUCCAGAAGAGCAAUGCGUAAAUACACUCAUCACCAUAUGUAUAAACUGUGACACUCUCUCAUCAUUUUUUACUGUACAUACACACUGAGGCUUCUUCAACUGCUAUGCCGCUUCUUCUCCAGCCACGUUUUUUUAAGUACAGAGUGGAAAGAACACAGUAUACAGAGCAGUUUCAGCCCAUCACUGGAAAGUAAAACAGUAAGUCAUGUUACAAGAAAUAAGUCAUUGUGUUGCAAGAAUGAAGUUUUAAUAAUACCAACCAAAAAAAGUCAUUUCAUAGUCAUGUUAUGAGAAGAAAAUUAGGGUGUACCACGACUCUCACCUAAAGUCAGCUGGGAUAGGCUCCAGCUCACCUGCGAUGCUAAUGAAGACAGGCGCUAUAGAAAAGGGAAAGAGGAAAAGAAUAAAUUGUUCACUUGAGGAGUUGUGAAAAAAGACAGAACACUACAAAAAUGUAGUCAUAAUAUUAAUAGAAAAGUUAUUUGCGAAUAUAGGAGAAAAGUCUUUAUUUUCAAGAAGCUUUAUUGUGAGAAGAUGGACUGGCGACCAGGUUGCAUGACUUCAGAUUUUGUAAGUCGACACUAAAUUGAGUCGAUUUCGACUCGACGCUGAUCACGUUAUUGUUUCAGUGCUGUAAUUUUUAUUUUUUUUAAUCACAGGCAGAGGUAAUGCUUUGCAAUCACACUUGUCGACAAAUUUGUCUUAAGAUUUUUUUUUUUGCUGAUUUUGGACAGUUUUGAUGUGCUGAAUCCAAAUCAACUUUUUGAACUGUGGCCACGUUUUUGUUUACGUGUAGAUAUUUUCGCUUUAGAGGUUCAAAUAAACGGAGGUUCAUGCCCUGAAUUCUGAGCAAUGAUGAUGUAACACUCAAUUAACAGGUACUUUUAUCAAUGUUUACAAUUAAAUUUGCAGUAGGCAAAGUUUGUAACAUUUGAUUAAUAAACUUAACAACUUGGCAUAAAAACAUGA
This is a messenger RNA of Phyllopteryx taeniolatus (common seadragon), 2629 nucleotides long. RefSeq names its product ring finger protein 13 (gene rnf13). Gene Ontology annotation, cellular component: nucleoplasm; cytoplasm. The transcript is spliced from 11 exons. Gene Ontology annotation, molecular function: zinc ion binding; ubiquitin protein ligase activity. Gene Ontology annotation, biological process: positive regulation of DNA-templated transcription; ubiquitin-dependent protein catabolic process; protein ubiquitination. The coding region runs from base 281 to 1480 and encodes 399 amino acids. NCBI's taxonomy places the organism in Eukaryota, Metazoa, Chordata, Actinopteri, Syngnathiformes, Syngnathidae. The record is from RefSeq and is a predicted model, not a curated record.